AUUCGCAAUGAACACUGGAUGAGCGCACAUUUUCUCUUUGAUAUCAGUAGUGGUGGGUCGUAGGCGCAUGACCGUUAGAUUAUUGCCGAUCGCUUACCUCAUUUACACGAUUAACGUCAUCAUCUGUUUAAAUAUGAUAAACUUGACCAUACAGCAAUACGGGAAAGUAAUGGAAAUUCUGUUCUACAAUGGUGCGAAAACUGUGAGGAACAGGUGGCUUGCUUGAAUUCAUUGCAGAUGAGAUCAUUAGGCUAACCCUCAGAAAAGAUCUACCGUCUUGCGUCAAAUCAAAAGGAUUCUUUCCGUUAUCGCAGAGUACAAUGGGAUCGACGAACACUAGUCAUGGUGGCAACGAACUGAGGAAAUUACAUAUAGACUACUGUUUAAAGUUUAAUAGAGUAGUAAAUCAAACUAGACAUGCUUGUCAUAAAUGUAGACGUAAAACAACAUGCAGACAUAUUUUAUUUUAACAGUUAGACGAAGCUGAACUAAUACUUAAGGGUUCUUAAAGGAGGAGUGGAGAGUGAAAAGGAGAAGUGGUGCAUCCACUGUUCCUUUAUAGGUGGGCUCUGAGUAGCGUCUGAGUUACAGAGCAAUAAACAUGAGUGUAGGGCACAUUCCGAUCAGAUGGAUAACGACCUGUCUAAUACUACCAGUUUCCUUUGCUGGUGACUGGACUGUACAUGUGCCUACUCAUACAGUCUAUGCCCUGAGUGGUUCAGCAGUGACUCUUCCCUGCUCGUAUGACUUUCCGGAGAAGUCUGUGCAGAGUUUGCAUCACAAAGUGCUGUCUGAGAUGUGGUGCUUGGGACAGAGCUACUGCAUCACUCCCAGAUAUGUGUACCACAGCAAAGGGAUUUCUCCUGAGCCCGCAUACCAGGGAAGAGUGGAGUACCUGGGGGUUCCAGGGUCAAAGAACUGCUCCUUAAAGAUCUCCAACAUGAGGACAUCAGACAGUGGUGUGUAUGUGUUUCGCUUCAUCACUGACCACCCUGUGGCCAAGCUGCCAGGCCAGCCUGGUGUCACCCUAGUGGUUACUGAUCCUCCAAAAAACACAACAGUGAUGGUUAUCUCUGGGGAGAUUGUGGUGGGUGCUCCACUGACCCUGAUGUGUAGCAGCCAGGGAGAACAACCAGUGAAGAACUACACAUGGUUUAAGAUUGAUGGGAACGGAAUUGCACUUAGAGGAUCAGGUCAGAAUUAUACCACUGAUUGCCUCCGGCCCAAGGAUAACGGAAAAUACAUGUGUGUGGCAACAAAUCGCUUCGGAACAGAUAACGCAACCAUUACAAUAACAGUCCAAAAUGUAAGAAGAGAUUCGAUCGCAAUUGCAGUACCACUCACUUUAUUCACUGUGAUGGUCAUUGUCAUCGUUGCCUGUGUUGGGGGAAAGGUCAUCACAAAAUCACAUCAACCAGAGGACGCUACACAGGACAGCUUCUGAGUGAAGUCACAGCUGAGUUUUUCAUUCAUUGAGAAAGAAAUGACAGAAGAAGAGGUCACAACUUAUUCUUUUCUAUGACUUUGCUUAUGAACUGUACGCUAGGCCUCAUGGUGGCGUCUGAUGCAUCAAAAUACAUUUGUCUUCCGCGUGUUUUUUGAUCACUUUUUUUUUAUUUUUUACGUAAGC
Messenger RNA from Chanos chanos (milkfish), 1630 nucleotides. Its product is annotated as V-set and immunoglobulin domain-containing protein 1. The record is from RefSeq and is a predicted model, not a curated record. Bases 602 to 1444 code for a protein of 280 amino acids. The transcript has 5 exons. NCBI's taxonomy places the organism in Eukaryota, Metazoa, Chordata, Actinopteri, Gonorynchiformes, Chanidae.